Messenger RNA from Schistosoma margrebowiei, 1488 nucleotides. The record is from the annotation of a GenBank genome assembly. NCBI's taxonomy places the organism in Eukaryota, Metazoa, Platyhelminthes, Trematoda, Strigeidida, Schistosomatidae.
UACAUAUUUACAUUACGUGCACUUUGGCGGACAGUUCCAAAUUUGCGAAAAUGUAUCGCUUGGCAGUUCUUUUUCUGCUGUUAAGUCCGGCACUUUGUCUGUUCAGUACCAGUGAUGAUGUUAUCAAACUCACAGACCAAAACUUUGACCAAGUAACAUCAAGCAAGGAACUAUGGUUUAUUAUGUUCUAUGCAUCUUGGUGUGGACACAGUAAAAAUGCUGCUCCAGAUUGGAAACGAUUCGCCACUAAUUUUAAGGGUAUUAUAAAAGUUGGUGCGGUUGAUUCUGAAAACAACCCUACGGUAACUCAACGGUUUUCUGUUCAGGGCUUUCCAACAAUUAUUAUAUUUGGAGAUAAUAAACACAGUCCUAAACCAUAUACAGGUGGUAGAGAUAUUGAUCAUCUCAACAAAGAGGCUUUACGCGAACUUACUUCUUUAGUGAAAUCUAGGACUGGUUCUGGAUCGUCUGAUGGCUCUGACAAAGAUGACGUAAUAGAGCUUACGGACAGCAAUUUCGAUGAAAUGGUUCUCAACAGUCAAGAGCCGUGGUUGGUAGAAUUUUUCGCCCCUUGGUGUGGUCAUUGUAAAAAUUUGAAACCUCAUUGGGACAAAGCAGCUCGUGAAUUGAAAGGAACUGUCAAAUUAGCCGCUUUGGAUGCUACGGUUCAUAGUCGAAUGGCUCAGAAAUAUGGGAUUCGGGGUUAUCCUACCAUCAAAUUCUUCCCUGCUGGACCGAAAACAGAUGACCCUAUUGAUUACGAUGGUGCUCGAAGUUCAGAUGCGAUCGUUGCGUGGGCUAUGGAAAAAGCCGAUGCUUCUGCUCCAGCACCAGAGAUUGUUGAAUUGACUUCAGCAAGUAUUUUAAAAGAAGCUUGUGAAGAUCGUCCACUUUGCAUCAUCAGUGUUUUUCCUAUGUUAUUUGACUGUCAAUCAGAAUGUCGUAAAAAGUACCUGGAUUUACUAAAAUCAGAGGCUGAUAAAUUUAAAAAGCAGAAAUGGGGAUGGGUUUGGACUGAAGCACUCAAACAUCCUAAUUUAGAAAAUGCACUCGAUAUUGGAGGUUCAGGAUAUCCUGCUAUGGUUGCUGUACAUGGGCGUAAAAAGAAAAGGACUACAUUACGAGGAGCAUACAGCUCAGCUGGAGUCCAUGAUUUCCUUAGACAACUUUCAGUUGGCGGCGCAACUCUCCCUCUGUAUGAUGUGAAUUCGUUACCCGAAAUAAAAACUGUUGAACCCUGGGACGGAAAAGAUGCUCAGCCUAUUGAAGAACAAGACGACGACGAUUUAAAAGUGGAAUUAUAGUGCCACAUAUAUUUCUUUUUUUUGUAUUCUGUUAUAUCCCUGUGUUAUUAUCCGUUUCUUGGAUAUCAUUUUUAUGGCUGCACGUCCUUUCUAUACGGUUGUACAAUUUGUUUACUUCUUGGGCAAUUCCAUAAAUUUCAUUUAAUUGUAAAUGGGUCGUUUUCAUUAAAUGUCUUGUGUUUGG